Molecule: messenger RNA, 3159 nt
Organism: Podarcis muralis (Common wall lizard)
Lineage: Eukaryota; Metazoa; Chordata; Lepidosauria; Squamata; Lacertidae
Product: carboxyl-terminal PDZ ligand of neuronal nitric oxide synthase protein
Molecular function (GO): nitric-oxide synthase binding
Source: RefSeq, a predicted model, not a curated record
CCAAGGGAGCGCCAGGGGAGCGCGAUCGCCCGCCCGCCCGCCUGCGCCUUCCCGCCGCCCUCCUCCCCGCGAUGCCCGUCGGGGCCUCCCCGUCGGCCAAGACCCGCUACAGCCUGGUGGACGACCGGCACGACCUGCGCGUCCCGCUGCACAACGACGACGCCUUCCAGCACGGCAUCGCCUUCGAGGCCAAGUAUAUUGGCAGCCUAGAUGUACCCCGGCCAAACAGCAGGGUGGAGAUUGUCACGGCCAUGAGACGCAUCAGGUACGAGUUCAAAGCCAAAAGUAUAAAGAAGAAGAAGGUCACUCUCAUGGUGUCCGUGGACGGUGUGAAGGUGCUGCUGAAGAAAAAGAAGAAGAAGAAGAAGAAAGAGUGGGACUGGGACGAGAGCAAACUGCUGGUGAUGCACGACCCCAUCUACAGGAUAUUCUACGUGUCCCACGAUUCCCAGGACCUGAAGAUCUUCAGCUACAUUGCCAGGGAUGGCUCCAGCAACGUCUUCCGCUGCAACGUCUUCAAGUCGAAGAAGAAGAGUCAGGCCAUGCGCAUUGUCCGAACUGUGGGGCAAGCAUUUGAGGUCUGCCACAAGAUGAGCCUGCAGCACACUCACCAGAACGCGGACGGCCAAGAGGACAGCCAGAGCGAGAAGGGCAGGGAAGACCCGGAGGCGCCAGCCUUGCCUGAAGCAGAGGCGGUUGUCGCCGCUGAGGAAACGGACAUUGACGCCGUGGACUCUGGGCUGCCGGGGAGGCACCACCUGGAGUUCAACAGGGGAGUGACGGACCUUGAUGCUGUCGGGGGAGAGCCGCCUGGCCUGCUUUGCACCAAGGGCUUGCUCCACAACGAGGACAUCCUGACGGCUUCCCCUGAGAUGCUGCUCCCAUCUUCUGCCCAGCUGUCUGAGCCAGGGACCCCUCUCUCUGCUCACCACCAAAGGCAGCUUUUGCAGCAGCUCUUGCAGCAGCAGACGCAGCAGACGCAAGUGGCCGUGUCCCAGGUGCACUUGUUGAAGGACCAGCUGGCAACAGAAGCUGCUGCCCGCCUUGAGGCCCAAGCCCGAGUGCACCAGCUCCUGCUGCAGAAUAAGGACCUCCUGAACCAUAUUUCGCUUCUGGUGAAGCAGGUGCAAGAACUAGAGGCAAAGCUGUUGGGAUCCAACCCCAGAGGCUCUCGGGACAGCUUGCUGGAAAUCACCUUCCGCCCCGGCGGGCUCCCCGUUCUGUGUGACCCCAGCACCCCUCUGCCCGAAGACACUCGCCCCCUCCAGCUCCACCCCAGCUUCUCCAACGCCGCCAACUCUUUGGCCAGCCCCUUAGGUAGGAGUGACUGCCUGGCGAAGCUGGAAUGUUUCUGUUUCCUCCCUGGCGACGGCCCUCCCUUGGGCAGCUUGGAGCUCCUCAAGUUCCGUGAGUCGGGGAUCGGCUCCGAGUUCGAGUCCAACGCGGACGACAGUGAGGAGUGGGACUCGUGGGGCCAGGAGGACUCGCUCCGCCUGUUCAGCGUCCUUGACAAGCAUGGUCUGGGAGAUAGCUUGGAUGAAGAGGUUGCCAUUUAAGAGGAGGCAGAGAUCUCAGGCCCGUGGCAAGCGACAGGGGAGGAGAGAGAGUGGGGGACUCAGGCCUCCUUGCAAACAGGCCGGGGAAAGCCUGCUUCUCUGUUUUUCUGUGUCUUGGUACCUGAAAGUCAGGGGUAGGGUGGCGGUUUUCCUCCUGAAGGCAAGAGCCGCUUUCCGGGGCGCCCAAAGGUCUCAGGAAUUGUUUUCAUGUAUUUAUAUAUAUAUAUAUUAAUGCCAGAUUGCACCACCAAAAAGGGAUACUGGGUGCAAAUGACAGCAUCUUGAGGACCCUCAUCUUUCUUUUAGAAAAGCUGAAAAGGUGGUCGUGAAAGUGUGCCAGCAGUUCCUGGUGAAACCUUUAAAAGCCAGCAGUGAGAGUGUGCAAGGUUACCAGUGUCCAGGUGUCUCUUCAUAACACUCCCCCCACCCACCCAAAGACCUAUUAGACACUGGAUAAAUUAUGCAAAUCUAGCAAGGACCUGCAAGUUGGCCUCUUUUGCAUCAUGAAUGCAGGUGGCAGAAUUCAGAGGGGACUUUUGUGUACCUAGUGGGUUAGAUUCGGCUACUGAGUUGUAUCCGCAAAAGCCCUGCAGGGGGACUUCCCGUCCUCCUCCCUUGCUGCCUCCCAUACUUAGGAUAAUCCCUAGUCAGCUUCCAGACAGGACCAAUAGCCUUACGUUUCUGCAAACCUCUGAAAGAAACAGUUCAAUUAUAACAGGGGUUGCCUGUGGAUAAAUGAUCGAACCUUGGUUGGAAUUGGUAUUAGAACUGUGGGCCUGAUAACUUCUCCUACAGUUUUUGAAUACCGUUGAAAUUCUUGACACGGCAGCCUCAGUUCCAGAAGCUCAAGUCGUACUCUUUUCUCGUAACUCUGGCACUUUAGUCCCCCGAACGUAUAACUGCAGGAACAUAGGAGCGGGUUCCUUAUGGAAGCAACUCCACAAAAGAGGCCUGUGUGUCUGAAAGCUCAGGCUGCCUCGGCGUUCGUCCCAAAAAUCUCCUAGACGAGUCAGAGCUACAGUUGCGCUUGGAACUGGGCACGAGAAAAGUUAGAAUUUCUUUGUCUAAACUCAGAAAACGGCUCAGUUCUUUCUAAGCAAGUGUGUGGAAUAGAUGGGUGAGAGGCAGAGCAAAGAGUAUGUAUGUUCCUCUCUAGCUUGGAUUUGAAUCUGAGCCAGGGAAGAACUUUUGGGGGGUUACAAUGCGUGUUUUGUAUGGAGGCAAGCGUUAUAUACACUUUGCUGUAUUUGUUCUCUGAGAUGCACUCAGGCAAUGCUUGGAGUCAUCGGUAGUUAAGCGUUCCAUUGGCUCCAUGUUGCGAUUGUCCUUUGGGAAGCAGCAUCUCAGCCCUGGCCUUCCAUUGGCCAGGUUGUUUUCCCCACGUGAGACAUGGCCUUUCCUGCCCUGCUUUCUCUUUUGUGGCUUUCUGAGGGAUAGGGCGAGCGGCAUACUGCAAGCGAGAGGUCCAGACUUUUUAGUUUUAACUUAAGACACAAAAGAAUCCUAAAGGAGCUUCUGUGUUCAGAAUAGGUAAAGGUAAAGGGACCCCUCACCAUUAGGUCCAGUCGUGGCCGACUCUGGGGUUGCGGCGCUCAUCUCGCUU